AUGCCUCCUCCGCCGCCUCCUCCCCCUCCCCCUCCUCCAGGCAUGGGAGGUCCUCCCCCUCCCCCUCCACCGCCUCCUGGAGGAGGUAUGCCUGCUAGGCCGGCCAAAAGUUCAGGUGGUGGGAAUAGAAAUGCUCUUUUCGCGGAUAUCAACAAAGGCGUCCCAAAGUUAAGGAAAGCAGUUACCAAUGAUCGAUCGGCGCCCGCUAUUGGGAAAGAAAACAAGUCCGGAGGUCCACCGAUUGGAGGCGCACCCCCAGUACCGGGCAUGCCAAAAGGUCCCGGCGGAUUAGCACCUCCGAUUCCUUCGGCGAACAGAUUGCGAAGCAGUAGUGAUGCGGGACCUGCGAGAGAUGAUAGUGGCAGCUCAGGCGUGGCCAGCGGUGCACCUCAAUUGGGAGGUUUGUUCGCAGGCGGCAUGCCUAAGCUACGCAGUCGAGGCGGCGUUGAUACCGGUGCGAAUAAAGAUUCUUCAUACUUAUCGGAUUCAGAAUCAACUCGUACACGAGCAACUACCGGGUCAGCACCACGACCACCAGUGAGUGCUGCACCGAAACCACCGGGAGCACGACCCCCUCCGGUACCUCCCUCAGCAUCAGAGUCUCCUGCGCCUAACCCAUUAGUCACCAAUCUGCGAAAGCCACCACCAAGACCCGCAUCGCGGCCAUCGUCUACAUUGGAAAUACCACCACGCGCGCCUCCCCCUCUUCCAGGCUCGGGGAAAACUCCACCACCUCCCCCUCCAUUGGCAUCCCGAAAGCCGUCUGGUACGGCACCCUCAGCACCACCGCCGCCGCCGCCUCCUCCUCCUGCAUCAGUGAGCCCAGCACCACCCAGUGCACCACCACCGCCGCCAUCUAUAUCCGCUCCUAAACUUCCUGUGUCGGCCCCUCCUCCACCUCUGCCACCACCAUCUUCAGCACCUCCUCUACCCAACGGAGCUUCUCCCGCUAUCGCAUCAAUUGCCAUGCAAGCUGCUCGAAAUGCUUUUGGAAACUCACAUAACCCUCCAGCUCCUCCAACGCCACCUCCACCUCCACCUCCAGGCUCAGCACCAUCACUACCAGUCUCUGGCCCACCACCCCCGCCUCCUCCUACAUCACCGCCCGCAUUAGCACCUCCAGGGCGUCCGUCUGCAUCUUCUACUCCCGUAUCAUCGCGACCUACCUCAUACGACGAUCAUUCACUUCGCAGCCAAGGACGGUCAGCUUUAGAUCCAAGCGCUUAUACACUUAGCAACGGAACAUCAACCCCAGUCUCCCAUCCAUCAUCACCAGGACCAACUCGGGGUGCGGUACAAGAUAACCGCUUCAAGUUCCAGGACGAAAGCUUACUACCCAAACCGCGACCUUUUACCGGUGGAGUACGGAGAUAUCGCGCGGGCAGGGGAAGUAGUGUCCCCCUCGAUCUUAGCUCGAUAGGAUAG
Molecule: messenger RNA, 1425 nt
Organism: Talaromyces marneffei
Lineage: Eukaryota; Fungi; Ascomycota; Eurotiomycetes; Eurotiales; Trichocomaceae
Exons: 2
Coding region: 1-1425 (474 amino acids)
Molecular function (GO): actin binding
Source: RefSeq, a predicted model, not a curated record